This is a messenger RNA of Solanum verrucosum, 1374 nucleotides long. Its product is annotated as GRAS family protein RAM1-like. Gene Ontology annotation, molecular function: DNA-binding transcription factor activity; sequence-specific DNA binding. The coding region runs from base 1 to 1374 and encodes 457 amino acids. Lineage: Eukaryota; Viridiplantae; Streptophyta; Magnoliopsida; Solanales; Solanaceae. Gene Ontology annotation, biological process: regulation of DNA-templated transcription. The record is from RefSeq and is a predicted model, not a curated record. Gene Ontology annotation, cellular component: nucleus. The transcript is spliced from 2 exons.
AUGAAUUCUAGUCUUGCAAACACCACAAUGAAAGGCAAGGAUCAAAUGAAAAGCUCUCAUUCUUGCAUACCUUCAGCAUCAUCCCAAAUUUUGCAGAAGUGUUGCAUUAGAGGAAAUCAGAAAGGGAAACAUGACUGUGAUUUACCAUGCAGUUUUAGUUCUGAAUCUCAUGUCCUAUCGACGGUAAACAUAUUUGAAAUGGCACAAGCACAAUUACUUCACCAUACGUCGAAGAAAGAGGAUGAUCCCUCCAUUGCUUCUCAACCCCUUAAUUCACAUAGUGAUCUGUCUCUUGAAGUUUUAGAUGAUUUUCAGCUUGCUCUUCUACUUCAAGCUUCUGCUGAAAUGUUUUCCAAGAGACACUAUGAACGUGCAACGGAGUUACUAAGCUUGUGUAAUCUGUCUGCUUCUCUUACAGGUACUCCGGUUCAAAGAGUUGUGUACUACUAUAGUGAAGCUCUUCGAGAGAAAAUCGAUAAGGAGACAAAAUCGAUAACAGGAUUACAACUAGAUAGACUUGUAGAUUUUGAAGUGAAACCAACUGGCGUUGAAGAGCUUUUCUUGUGUUCAAAGCCUCAUUCAGAAAAACGACUUCAUUUGAUUGAUUUUGGAAUUAGAAGUGGAUCUCACUGGACAAUCCUUAUGCAAGCUCUUGCGAAUCGAGGUGAUUAUCCACUUGAGCUUCUCAAGAUAACCGCUAUUGGAACAUCUAAACAAGUGGUUGAUGAAACAGGGAAAAGAUUGUCAUCUUUUGCUGCUGAAAACAUGAAGUUUCCCUUCUUCUUUAAGGCAGUGGUGUCAGAAAUGAAGGACCUCAGUAAAGAUCUCUUUGAGUUAGAUACUAAUGAAGUUGUGGUAGUUUACUCAGAGUAUAUUCUUGGGGGUAUGUUAGCAUGGCCUAAUCACCUUGAAGUUGUUCUAAGAUUCAUUAAAAACCUCAAUCCUUGUGUGAUAGUGGUCAUCGAAACUGAGGCAAAUACUAACGAGCCAAUUUUUAUGGAUCUAUUUAAUGGAUCAGUGUUUCUGUAUGCUGCACUCUUUGAUUGUUUGGAGGCUUUCAUGGAACGAGACAAUCAGCAUAGGAUGGAAUUUGAAAGACUUGUUCUUAGAGAAGUCAUUCACAAUGUGAUCACUUGUGAAGGAGAAGGAAGGAUCUUCCGCAACGUAAGGCUGGAAGUAUGGAGGGCUUUGUUUGAAAAGUUUGGUAUUAAGGAAACAGAAUUGAGCGAAUCAUCCUUGUAUCAGGCAAAUCUAAUGGCCGAUAGGUCUGCUCAUGGUUUUUGCACUCUGGAUAUGGAUGGAAAUUGCCUUACUAUUAAAUGGAAAGGAACUCCAAUAGUAUUUGCUUCAGCUUGGAAGUUUGUCCAUGAUUGA